GCGACUGUUGGUUCGUUGCCACAUCGACCGUCCCCCUCCCUGUCAUUCUGUUCUACCUGAUACGACACAUCGCACUCUAGAGCGCAUCUCGUCCGGUCUCGUUCGUCCUUGCAUACUCCCAGCUGUUCACACGGAUACUGGCCUUCAUAUUUGACACGGGCGUCGUGUUAUCAACCGUGUAAACGGUCUCGGUCGCGAUGCCAUGGCUAUCUGUUUUGAAAGUCUUGCUUGUCUGACUCCAUACGCUAUCUUUGCCGCUCCUGGUCUCAUUGGCUCCCGUCCGGGUAUGCUCACCUUCGAUCUUCCGAGAAAUGCGCGCGGCGCAUGAACUCCGAAAGGUCCAUUGCUCUCUUUCAUCCCAUAGCAUUCAGUAAGUCAGGGUGGAUGGUGGAGGGCAUUGGUCUGCAGGCACGGUCGUAAGUCUUAGUACUGCCGUUGUCACACUUAAGAACCACGGACCGAAGCACUCAGAGCUCUGCGUGCCCCCUCCAUGUUAGGGCCAAAGUCAUCGUUGUGAUGUGCAAUUACCUCGCCUUCGCUGCGGUAUCCCCACUCCGUUGUCCCGCGGCAGACCAUAUCCAGGUCUCGACCGAGUAGGAGACAGUUUCACGUUCCUCAAGUGCAUCCCAUAUGAACGUCGGCAGGGCCUGGGUCACUAGGUGAGUCGAACCUUUCUUGCCCGCUCGUGACCGGAUGGCAGAAGCACGCUCCAAGCAGUAGACAGACGCAAUCGAGACUGGCUCAGGCGACGGCACGGUGCAACGCAGACUACAGCACGCUCAUGGCUCCUUCGCGGUCGACCGCGUUUGUUGCUCCUGGCCAAACUUCAAACAAUGCGCGUGCUGCGAAUCACUGCGCCGCGGUGCCUUGAAAAUACCAAACACCAUCACCGCGCAGCGCGCAGAGAGCUCUGCAGCUACUUAGACCUGUGGCCUUCUACUCUUCGCGAGACGCAGUCCUCCGUCAGGUCCACUCCAACGGCGCUGAUCACACACGCCGUCUCGCUGGAGACCUUCGUGCUCCACGCAACUCGUGCUCCUUGCCAGCACAACGUGCCUCGAAUCCCUUUGUCCUAUGGCCAUCAUACGGGCCUAUUCCUGUUGGGCCGAAAUGGAAGGGUGCCGCCGCUGCAACAUAGCCACCAUGCCUGCGCGAAAAGGAACGCUGUCACCUACCUCAGUGAUGUUCCCACCUGUAACCUCUGCGGUCAAGACGUUGCGUACGAGAUGUCAUUCGAGGCGCGGAAAGCUCCCCAGUCCCGAUCGCGAUGUCACCUCGGAUACCAGGGGAUGCUCGCGAUGAACGCAGCAUAUCAGCCCUGCUGAGACGCAGUCAUCGAUCGGUUAUGCUAUGCUCAAAGUUGAAACCGCGGGCAGGACAUCUCGGGAUGACGGGAGUGCGCUAUUCCUGGUCUAUGCAUCCCGUCACAGCCCUGAACGUGUUCGACAGAAGACAAGAGAUUUCGUUCUCGACAUCAACGGAGAUUGUCCAUUUGAUACAGCGUAGAUCACAUAUGCGGCGACAACAAUGCAAGGCUUGCCACGAAAGUUGAGAUCAGGACGAUAUAGCGCCCCUCUGUUCUCUUCGAGUCGCACGCUACGAUCUGCCUUACGGGAUGCCGACAUUCGGGGGCGUCUCGUAUAUCACGCCCAAGGCGCGAGGGAAACGGGACGUUCAUGUUGAGCUUGGUCGUUCCUUGGACGUCACCAUGUCGCGCGGACAACACAAUCGGCGGAUGGAAGACCUCGAUAGAACAGUUUCUGCUGCGCAUCGUUUGGGCGCUAGUGCGGCUACCAGCCUCUCCCGAGGAUCUGUCCCCAGCCGCAGCGGAGCCCUCCCAUUGGCAGGGCCAACGGGCGUGCGUGAAUUUCGUGAAACGCUUCCCUCACUAGAUCCUCCCACACAAAAUGCGCUCUGCCCGUUUAGGUCCGCCAGAAGUGCAGUCUUGCCUUAGUUGGCCAUCAAACUCACACCCAGGAGGCAACGCGCUGGACGCCCGGUGCAGGCGCAGCAUCCGUCUGCUCCCAUGCAGGGUUCGGUAUAUAACGAUCCUGGGUACCGGGGUGGACCUUCGCUGUAUUCCGCUCUUCCUGGCCGAAACCAUGCGCUCGGUUCUGGCACUCGCAGUGAUUCUCGGGUUCUCCUCUCUCAUCGCUGCAAAAGAUGGUGGCCGUGGGAAAGGCAUCGACGAUGGCAACAGCGACAACGACGACGACGGGUCCAGCUCCACGAGCUCCGCGGCAAGCUCGACGGUGACUGGCACUACUGUAUCCGGGGCCGCCGCCGGCUCGAACUCAACGUCGGGCGUGACCACGGGCACGGUGUGCGAGGAUUACAUGUGCAUUAGCGGGACGAUCAAUGGAUCAACAACGACGUACGUGAUGCAAAGUACCGGGAAGGCGAAGUUGGGUUGGAUGGCAGUAGGCUUCGGGCAGACGAUGGCCAACACCCCCAUGGUCAUCAUGUGGCCCAACUCCGACGGGUCCAUCACUGUGUCACAGCGGCAGGCGCCUUCAGAGGUCAUGCCCACGCUCGUGUCGAACCCGCCGCGCGUCGCGACUGCCGAUCAGUCCGGCAGCGAUUUGACCGGGACACAGCCCAAACUGGCUUUUACCAUCGAGACUUCGGGCGGGACGUCACAGCCAAUCAUUUGGGCGUUCAGUGACACAAACCCCGACUCCUCUGCUCAGGAUGCAACAAUCGUACAGCACCUCGACUCCGGACCGACGACACUCGACAUGUCCACGCCCGUGUCGAGCAGUAACACUUCAGAUCCGGUUAGCGACCCCAACGCGAAGACAGGCGACAACUCGACGCCGAUGUUACAGUACCAGAAGAUGAUCGUUGCGCACGCGCUGCUGUGCACGAUCGGGUUCCUGAUCCUGCUCCCAGCGGGCGCGCUCCUGGCGCGCUACACGCGCACUUUCCACAAUGCCUGGUUCAGGGGCCACUGGGUGUUCCAGUUCGCUGUCGCGGGUCCUGUCAUCACCGCGGGCAUUAUAUUGGGCAUUGACGCUGUCGCGACACAGCCGUCGGCACAGUUGGCGGACACGCACAAGAAGCUCGGUCUCGCGCUUUGGAUAAUCUACUAUUUCCAAUGCGUGCUGGGUUUCGUCAUCCAUCGUUGGAAGCCGUUGUCUUGGACUGUCGACAAGAAACGUCCGGCACAGAACUACGGGCAUGCAGUCCUUGGUCUUCUAAUUGUUGCUCUUGCGUUCUAUGAGGUACGCAUUGGAUUCCACCAUGAGUGGGACACCCUCUCUGGAAGACCACCAAUCGGCAAGGGUGCCGACAUCGUUUGGUAUAUCUGGGUUGCGCUCAUUCCGAUCGCAUACUUGGCUGGACUCGCGCUCCUUCCCAAGCAGUUCCGGCAGGAACGUCCCAGCAUGAAGGCCUCCCAGUCAGAGUAUCCCCUGCAAGAAGGUUACACCGACGAGGGCCGCUAUACCGACCGUUUCUGAAAAUAAUCGCCCUCUGACAGAGAAGCAUCUUCGUUUCUUGUCAGUAUGUCUUCGCAUCUUCGCAUGACGCUGAGUCUACGACUAUGAUACCAAGCGUGCGACAUAGGAAGCUGCUCGGAAGCAUUGCUCCGGCUCUGCCUUUGUUCUAGACUACAAUAUCUUGGAUGGACGAUUUAUGAACUUGAUGGCAUGAUAGUUGAUGUCUGGCUAGACUCCUGCUGUAGAGCUCUCUGCGGACAUUCGGUAGGCAUUAUUGUAGCGUAUAUAGUAGUAGUUCGAGGAAAACGGACAUCCUAAUAGAUGCUCAGUAUAUUUGUUUUGCAUCCGG
Dichomitus squalens LYAD-421 SS1 is the source of this 3789-nucleotide messenger RNA. RefSeq names its product CBD9-like protein. The transcript has 11 exons. Bases 2103 to 3461 code for a protein of 452 amino acids. The record is from RefSeq and is a predicted model, not a curated record. NCBI's taxonomy places the organism in Eukaryota, Fungi, Basidiomycota, Agaricomycetes, Polyporales, Polyporaceae.